CAAACCGCCACCACAGCGAGCUCAACGACGACGAGAGGAAUGGAUGCAGGGGCAAAGAAGCUACUCGAGACCGCGACUAUCGAGGCUCUACAUGCACACCACUUCUCCAAGUCCUCUACACAGGCGACAAAUGUCCUGACCGACCUCCUCUCGCGGUAUCUACAAGUCCUUGCAAGCACAUGCGCCAAGUACGCUGAACACGCGGGACGACUGCGUCUCACGGCGAGGGACGCCGUCUGCGCGCUGGAUGAGUUGGGAGUGGGAGUUGAGGAAUUAAACGAGUAUUGUGCGACGGAAGGCAAGGAGAUGGCGCGGUACGCGAUACACACCGCGCGCAGGCUGGAAGACCUCAACGAGUUCCGAGCCGCGCUGUCUGUUGGUCUGCGAGAGGAUCGCGACGAUGCAAUGCAUCUUGUCUACAUGCCUGUCCCGGAGGACAUGCCUACGGAUGAAGAAGUCUCGGAAGAAGAGAGCGAGAGUGAAGAGGCUUUACCAGCGAGCCCACCCUCACUUUCGCAACAAAUGAACGUCGAUGUCGCCAAUCCGGAGGAAGAUGUGACACACAUGCUUGAGGAACAGAAGAACGGACGAAUAUCCAGUCCACGUCCGCUUACACCAAUGCUGCCCCUUUCUCCGAUAUCCAACCCCUCAACGCCGCCCCGGAAGAGACCAAGAACUUCAGGUUGGAAUCCGCCACCGCAUAUACCCGACUUCUUACCUCCUUUUCCGAGCCAUACACCACAGCGCACGCCGUCACCUCCUCCGAUAUCCCUCCCGCCUGCCGUGUCGUCGCUAUCUUCCGCGCCUUUGAAGCCAGAACGGCCAAUCACGCCACCACCGGACGUUGCGCUCAGUACCGCAGACUACAAGAACCGCGUUCCACACAAUAUCUCGAUACUCGCCUCGCAGCCCUUAUCUAGUCUCCCGGUACGACCUAUCAGUCCUCCUUCUCCACCUCCACCGCAGCUCGCCCUGCCAGAGAUUCAACAAUCACUGUACCAGGCGUACCACUACGCAUUAACGCACCCACCGCCGAUGGAGCAGGGCCCAACAAAUCCAGCGCGGUACAAGGUUGCUGUCGCCUUGAUUGAAGAGAGCCAGAAGAAUCCGCGCUGGGAGCCUCUGCCGUCGGUGUACGGCAUCUCGGGCACCAACAUGCCCCGCGUGAGCAGCAUUGGGCCAUGGUACCCUAUCGCCAUCGACGAGAAGACAAACGGCAAGGGCAAGGAGACCGAAGAGCCGAAGUUCCCGCCGCACCAGCCACGCCCGAUCAUGUACCAAGAGCGUGUCGCGCCGCUGGUGAGCCAGCAGGGUUCGCGGAUCCCCGCGCUGGCGCAGAAGGUUCUGCCGAUCAAUGUCCUCCGGCGCACGACGCGCUUCGGGCCUCCGCUGCCGCUGGUGCAGGAUGGCCGGAAGUUGACGUACGGCCCCGGCGUGAGUGCAUCCUGGAAUUCGGGGCCGCAGCCGCCGCAGCCGCAGGCGAACGGCGCAACCAAGGACGGUAUGAGGAAGGAGAAGGGCGAUGCGCCGCCCGCAAAGCCAGCGCCUGACGCGAAGCUUUACGCAACAUGGAACUGGGAGCAGAAGACGUACCGCGACCCGGUACGCCGUCAGCGCGUCGGGAGCGUGUCGCUAAGCGGUACUAUCGGGAACGGACGCCGCAGGAGCGAUAGCCAUGUCGAACGAUGAGGGGUGGUGGAGGGGACCUAGGAGGAGGGAAGACCCGAAAAUUCGCCUUUUUAUUUUGCCUGUUCGAGACUUUUUCGUGCUUUGUCGGACUGCUUUCGCAAGUUACCAGUCGUAUCGGGACACAUUCACAGCCCUGCCGUUAUAAUCAGAUGUGCUCUGUACUUA
Molecule: messenger RNA, 1854 nt
Organism: Phanerochaete carnosa HHB-10118-sp
Lineage: Eukaryota; Fungi; Basidiomycota; Agaricomycetes; Polyporales; Phanerochaetaceae
Exons: 3
Coding region: 40-1689 (549 amino acids)
Molecular function (GO): protein heterodimerization activity
Source: RefSeq, a predicted model, not a curated record